AUGUCUGGACACAUUCAAUCAAUGUCCUCAGCGACCAUCAAGGCACCAGAUGGGUCGACGCUGAGCAAGCGCGUCUUUCCCCCUCUUUAUUCCUCUACUGGGAAUACAGCCAAGGAUAGACUUGCAUUUUUUCAUACCCUGGAGAGGUUAAAGGAAGCCAUGCACAAUUUCAGGCAUGAAAUGCUCCACAAUAGUGCUGCGGCUCAGCGAAUUGAAGCCCUUUGGAAGGAGUACGAAGAAGGCGAAACUGACGAGGCUCGAUUUGUUAAAGACCUCGACCGCUUCGAGAUGGCAUCGCAAGCCUUAGAAUAUGAGCGCGAUCAUUCUACACAGCUCCAGCAAUUCUUCGACAGUAGCAUCCCAUUCUUACGUCACGAUGAAAUUAAAGACUGGGGUCGAGAUCUUCUGACUGAACGAGAGGAGAUGCGGGCUGAACUUAUGGAAUGUUCUGCUCAACCUGUUAGGGAGACCGAGAACAAUUCAUAG
Fibroporia radiculosa is the source of this 486-nucleotide messenger RNA. RefSeq lists its product as uncharacterized. Lineage: Eukaryota; Fungi; Basidiomycota; Agaricomycetes; Polyporales; Fibroporiaceae. The record is from RefSeq and is a predicted model, not a curated record. Gene Ontology annotation, molecular function: 5'-deoxynucleotidase activity. The transcript has 5 exons. Gene Ontology annotation, cellular component: cytoplasm. The coding region runs from base 1 to 486 and encodes 161 amino acids.